GGCUGUGGCGUCUAGAGGCGAAGGCGCUGACGUGAGUUCGGCGCACCUGGGCCGGGCAGGUAAGGGCUGGUGCGCGACUGGGAGUGGAUCUCGCAGUUCCUGCCUGCGCAGAGCGGGCGCCCCUCGCCCAAGCCGUCGAGGAACCCGGUGGUGACGCGUGAUCCUAGCUGAGACUUGAUUCGGAGGGACGUCCACUUCCAGUAGCCGGAUUGAGGAAAGGCCUGGGCUGUGGAGACGGGAAAGUACCAGGAAGGGGUGGAUGACCCUGACCCAGCUAAAUGGAAGGCCCAGCUCCGCUGUGCUCUCAAUAAGAGCAGGGAAUUCACCUUGAUGUACGAUGGCACCAAGGAGGUGCCUAUGAACCCAGUGAAGAUCUAUCAAGUGUGUGACAUCCCCCAGCCUCAGGGCUCGAUCAUUAACCCAGGAUCCACAGGGUCUGCUCCCUGGGAUGAGAAGGACAAUGAUGGAGAUGAAGACGAUGAGGAAGAUGAGCUAGAUCAGUCGCAGCACCAUGUUCCCAUCCAGGACACCUUCCCCUUCCUGAACAUCAAUGGCUCUCCCAUGGCACCAGCCAGCGUGGGCAAUUGCAGUGUAGGCAAUUGCAGUGUGGGCAACUGCAGCCCUGAAGCAGUGUGGCCCAAAACUGAACCUCUGGAGAUGGAAGUACCCCAGACACCUAUCCAGCCCCUCUAUAGCUCUCCAGAGCUAUGGAUCAGCUCUCUCCCAAUGACCGACCUGGACAUCAAGUUUCAGUACCGUGGGAAGGAGUAUGGGCAGACCAUGACUGUGAGCAACCCCCAGGGCUGCCGGCUUUUCUAUGGGGACCUGGGCCCCAUGCCUGACCAGGAGGAGCUCUUUGGUCCCAUCAGCCUAGAGCAGGUCAAGUUCCCAGGUCCAGAGCAUAUCACCAACGAGAAGCAGAAGCUUUUCACCAGCAAGCUACUGGACGUCAUGGACAGAGGACUGAUCCUGGAGGUCAGCGGUCAUGCCAUUUAUGCCAUCAGGCUGUGCCAGUGCAAAGUGUACUGGUCUGGGCCAUGUGCCCCAUCGCUUGUCGCCCCUAACCUGAUUGAGAGACAAAAGAAGGUCAAGUUAUUUUGCCUGGAAACAUUCCUUAGUGAUCUUAUUGCCCACCAGAAAGGACAGAUAGAGAAGCAGCCGCCAUUUGAGAUCUACUUAUGCUUUGGGGAAGAAUGGCCAGAUGGGAAACCCCUGGAAAGGAAACUUAUUUUGGUUCAGGUCAUUCCAGUGGUGGCUCGGAUGAUCUACGAGAUGUUUUCUGGUGAUUUCACACGAUCCUUUGACAGUGGCAGUGUCCGCCUGCAGAUCUCAACUCCAGACAUCAAAGAUAACAUCGUUGCUCAGCUGAAGCAGCUGUACCGCAUCCUGCAAACCCAGGAAAGCUGGCAGCCCAUGCAACCCACCCCCAGCAUGCAACUGCCCCCUGCCCUGCCGGCUCAGUAAUCAUCAAUGCCAUAUUCUUUCUUCUCUUUUUUAGAAUAUUGUACAUAUGGAUAUUUUUAUUAUUCAGAUUUAACCAGCUUUUAAAUCUCUCUUCUCUCCAGCACAGUUAGUAGUUAGUCUAUGACUCUUUCCAAAUAUGCCUAGCUUUUAAAAUUGAUUUAAUUUAUGGAAAAAAUCACCCUUUAGGCUUUCCUUUUCUUUUUUAAAUCCCCCAAUGGUAGUGUAAUGUAGUAGACGAAGAUCUGGCCAGGGAGUUGGACACCAGGGUUUUAGCUGCAGCUUUGCUUUCAGUAGUGUGACCUUGAGCAAGUCACUUAACCUUUGGGCUUCAGAUUCAUCUCUUCUAAAGUCCAGGGGUUGGAAUGAUGCCGGAAAUUGCAUCCAGCUUUAAAACUCUGAUUCGAUGACUUCAUUCUACAUGUAGAAGGCAAAACUGCCUGGAACAGAACCCUUCUGCAUUGUUCUUGUACCACGGGUUUCUUCUUCUGUUUUCAUUAAAGUUCCCUCAAGCACUGAUCUGUCCAUGACCGAGCUCUGUCUGACCUGUUCUGCUAGUAGAGAAAGCUGGCUCUCCGAUGUGGGGAUGAGAGCCGGGGAGCUGGCUGGUUGCUUAGGAACCAAGCUUGACAUCUAAAUAGAAUUGGGUGCCAAAGUCUGAAAGUCACCCUGCCUGUGGAGUAAAAGUUCAUAAACUGAGCCUCUAAAGGAAAGCUGUUGACAUAGAAGGCCUAGGGAUUCUGUGGAAGAAUGGGCUGUCGGGUGUUUACCUUGCCACCUCUCCAAUACGGCUGUCUGUG
Molecule: messenger RNA, 2261 nt
Organism: Trichechus manatus latirostris (Florida manatee)
Lineage: Eukaryota; Metazoa; Chordata; Mammalia; Sirenia; Trichechidae
Gene: IRF6
Product: interferon regulatory factor 6
Exons: 7
Coding region: 331-1464 (377 amino acids)
Biological process (GO): regulation of transcription by RNA polymerase II; immune system process
Cellular component (GO): nucleus
Molecular function (GO): protein binding; DNA-binding transcription factor activity, RNA polymerase II-specific; RNA polymerase II cis-regulatory region sequence-specific DNA binding
Source: RefSeq, a predicted model, not a curated record